AUGUCCGAUAUAAUUACCGCCAUUUACCCUAUGCUUACUAUAAUAACUUUCCUUAGUGCCAUGUCAAAUAUAAUUACCGCCAUUUACCCCAUGCUUACUAUAAUAACUUUUCUUAGUGUCAUGUCAGAUAUAAUUACCGCCAUUUACCCUAUGCUUACUACAAUAACUUCUCUUAGUGCCGAGUCAGAUAUAAUUACUGCCAUUUACCUCAUGCUAAAUAUCAUAACAUUCCCUAGUGCAUGUCAAAUAUAA
Messenger RNA from Lottia gigantea (owl limpet), 252 nucleotides. RefSeq lists its product as hypothetical. The coding region runs from base 1 to 252 and encodes 83 amino acids. Lineage: Eukaryota; Metazoa; Mollusca; Gastropoda; Lottiidae. The record is from RefSeq and is a predicted model, not a curated record. The transcript has a single exon.